This is a messenger RNA of Haliotis rufescens (red abalone), 4185 nucleotides long. RefSeq names its product nuclear GTPase SLIP-GC-like. The transcript is spliced from 22 exons. Bases 127 to 2673 code for a protein of 848 amino acids. Lineage: Eukaryota; Metazoa; Mollusca; Gastropoda; Lepetellida; Haliotidae. The record is from RefSeq and is a predicted model, not a curated record.
AUACCACCGAAACAUGUACACACACAUUCAUACACAAGGACAUUUUUUUGUUUGCUUACAGUUGUGUGAGUUGAAUUCUUCUCCGACAGAUUUGUAAACUCUCGGAUUGACCUGGUUGCGGGCAUUAUGAACACCCCUGUGUCGAGUGCUCACAUCUCCCGUAUUGGAGCGUAUAAAGCUAUAGCAUUAAGUACAAGGGAUGUGAUUGUAAAAACAUAUACGACGUCAAAAUGGCCGACGGGAUUAACGUUACGAAAAGAUCUUGAGAAGAUAAGGCAACAAGGUGAUCCUCCAGAAAUUACAGUAGCUGUAUAUGGAGACACUGGGGCAGGCAAGUCCUCCCUGUUGAACGCCCUGUUGGAUCAGCCGUCCCUGUUGCCUACGGCUGGAAUGGGAAGAGCAUGUACAUCGGUGGUCAUAAAAAUAGAAGAAAACAAAACAAGCUCUGAUUUUGAAGCGGACAUUGAGUUUCUCACUGCAGAGGAAUGGAAGAAAGAACUCAAUGUUUUAAAGCAUGACCUGGAUCAGAGCGAUAGUGACAACGAGGAGGAUGCUGGUGUGUGCGAUGCAGCUCAUGCAAAGGUUGCUGCAGUGUAUGGUGACUUUAAAUCUAAGGACCUUGGUAUCCUCCUAGAACGUAAUAAAGACAUACUUGAACAGCUUGGAACUGUGAUGCAAAUGGGUGACUCAAAUGCAAGAGACCUACAGGACAAGAUCAGGACAUUCAGUGAGACAACUGAUGAUGAACGUCAGUUCUGGCCAUUAGUGAAACAAGUGGUUCUGAAAGUACCAGAUUCAGGCCUGUGUCGGAGCGGCGUUAACUUGGUUGACCUCCCUGGAGUCGGAGAUUCAAACCCAGCAAGAGAAAAUGUUGCCAGAAAGUACAUGCAAACCUGUGAUGUGCUGCUGAUCGUUACGAAAAUUCAGAGAGCUGUUGACAACAAAACAGUCAAGCAUACUUUAGGGGACAAACUAUUUCGUCAGUUGUUGAUGGACCACACUAAGACAGUUGUAGCCUGUACACACACAGAUGAUGUCAAACCGUCAGAGGUCAUCAAAACACUGAAGUUACCACAGGCAGCAGAGUGGACAGCCGAAGGUCAGCGAUACAAGAAGGAGGAACAAGUCUUGCAACAAAAGUUAGCAGAUUUAAAGAGGGACAAACAGGUUGGUUGCAGUAGUGAAACUGAAGAAAACUCUCUUAUCCAGCAGAAACAACGUCUUCAUGCGGCAAAAGACCAGUUCAAGAGAGAGAAAACAUCAACGUGUGCUGUUAAAAGGAACGAGUUUGUCAGGAAUAAUAUUCUGCAUAAAAUAUCAAGCCCGUCUACUCCUCAUGAUCAAGACUAUCCCCUUGACCUGAAGGUGUUUUGUGUCAGUUCCAGUGACUAUAUCAAUCUAAGCAACCUUCUCAUUUGUGACGACGACGAUGACGACAAGCCCCCAGUGUUUCUGUCAACAGAAGAUACCGAAAUCCCUGGUUUAAGAACCUAUCUGCAGGAGCUAGUUUGGGAAAAGCAGAAAAAACACAGGAUGUCUCUGCAAAAUGAUUUCCAGGCAAUCAUAUAUGGCAUACUGAUGUAUCUGAUCAAUUCAAAAAGAGGAAGGAAGGCCCUGAAGGAAGAGCUGAAACGUCAUCUUGACACAUUACGAGAUGAAGGACAAUUAAUACUAAAUGAGUUAGACUCCCACCUGCAGUCGUCAUGGUUUGCCGUCCUGGAUGCAACUCUUGAUGAAGCAACACAGGAAGCGAUAAGACGGGCAAGACACGCAGUUGAAUUGUGGGCAAGACCGGUAAACAAGAGACAGAGAGGACAGGGAGGGUUGCAUAGCAACACCUACAAGGCAACUGUGCGCCGAUUGGGAAUCUUUAGAUCAUCUGGGAUUGGAUACAUCAUUAAUAUGAAUCAAGACCUUGCAGAUCCGUUUGUAAAGAUUCUCUCGAAGGAAUGGACGCCUCGUUUCAGUGAACAGGCAUGGAUUGUAACUGUGCAAAGCAAAAUAAAAGAACCUGCUUCCAUCGCCAUAACUCGCUUCACAGAAGCCAUCAUGAAAUCCCUUGGUGACAGUGACGCAACACUUCUAAAAGAUCUGACUCAGUUGAAGACAGAUACACUUGGAAAAUUAACAAGACUGGAUUCACUCUGGGAGAAAACAAUAGACAGGCAACAAAGAGCAGUAACGCACAUGAUUACAGACUUCGUACAGGAACAAAUGAAGGGUGCAUACGAGCUAUGUAUGAAAGAAGAAGGUCCCGGGGCUUUCAACAGAAUGAAAGACAUCAUGGCAAACACCAUUGACCAGUUGAAGAGUAACAUGUUUCAGCAGCUGAAGAACAAAAUCACAGUGUCUCUGGAUCAACUGAAGAAAGGUUUUAUAAGUGGAGCGAAGGAAAUUCUGGAGGACAUUGUUGAAGACACUGAGAAGCAGAUAAUGCCUCUGUGGCAGACACAGGAUGAACCCAUCUAUUUGGAAACUCUGGACAAAUCUGAGGGUUUGAUCCAAACUCUCAGUGAAGAUUUUGCAAAGUACAAAAACGGUCUGCAUGAACCAGACUGUCAUCAGAGCAGCAGUUCGUUGAAGAGACAAGCUGGUGAUAUUCCAACUUUCCCUGUGCCAGGGUCGAAACUCGUAAAACUGAGCGAAGAACGCGAAAAAUCUGGUCCGGAAUAAUUCCCAUGGCAAUAACCUACAUCGUCAUGCUGCAUCAGGCUCCACCAUAGACAAUUGAACCAAAGUCCAGUUUGGAGACAAUUAGCGAUCUGUACAAGUGAAGGAGGGUGGUCUGAUCCCCUCCCCACUCGGGAUUUGAAACGACUUUCAACAAGUCGAGAGCCUUCAGGCACUUUGCCUUUAGAUAUUUGAUGUGUGGUAAGAAUGUCAGAUGACGGUCAAAUGUGGGGUCCAGGAAUUUGGCCGCUUCUAUCACCUUGAUCUAAAAAUAAAACUGGAUCCUUAUUCUGUUUGUAUUUACGACAACAGCAAAUAGAGUUUCGUUUGGAUUUAGAAAAUUUGAAGCCGUUUUCGUUCGCCCAUUUUUGAAUUUUGUUAAGACAGAGCUUUAGCUGUCUUUCUAAUGUAUUCAUAUUCUUACCACUAGAAAUGUUGAAAUCGUCCUCAAAAAGUAAACCAUCAACGCUAUUCUUCAAUACUUUAGUAAGACAAUUAAUUUUGAUGCAGAAACGUGUGUUUGAUAAUAAGCUGCCUUGAGGGACGCCCUGAUCUUGAUUGAAAUGAUCAGACAGGGUAGAGCCCACUCGUACUUGAAAUUAUCUGUUGUUUGAAAAUUGAGAUAUAAACUGAGGUAAUCUGCCCCUCAAUCCAAAUUCAUGCAAAUCUUUUAAAAUACCAUGUUUCCACGUUGUAUCAUAUGCCUUCUCUAGAUCGAAAAAGAUUGAUACAAUAUGUUGUUUGUUGAUAAUGGGAUUUUAAAUAAAUGAUUCUAAAUGCACCAAAUCGUCAAUGGUACUUCUGGUUUUUCGGAAAUCUCACUAGAUUUUACUGAGGAGGUUAUUGGUCUCCAAGUAUCAGACUAAUCGAUUGUUAACCAUGCGCUCCAAUAGUUUUACAAACACAGCUAGUUAAUGAAAUAAGACGGUAUUAGUACUCCCCCAUAGGGGAUUAUGACCGUUUAAAUCGCCCAUGAUGAUACAGGGCUUCGGGAGCUGAUUGUGUUCUUCUUUGGUAACAUACAGGGCCUCCACAUUAGUCUCUAACUUGGUCACUGUAACUCUUCAUAAGACGGAAAAGACAUUUUAUUGUAUGAAGAACUGUUUGUAGGUCGAUAUAUGGUUUGUAUGUGUUGAGGGAACAGUUGUAGAAGUCACAUUCACUCUUCUACCCAGAGUCACUAUAGGUCACCCUGGUACAACUGCCACGGGCCAGCGAGAUGUGGCGACUCGUCAAAUCUCACACAGCUCAUUCAACAAAUUAAAUGUUUGUUUUAUUUAAUCUAUAUAAUUUUUAAACUGUCUACAUAUUCAGGAAAAAACAUUUGUUAUAGAAUCAUGGUUAACUGUCUUUGGGAAAAUGUCAUCGGACGUAAAAAACUAUUUCCAUUUGAAUUAAUACACACAGAAGGCCCCUUCUAAAUAUACCUUAAAUAAAGGUAUCUCUUUAUUCAAGUAACUUAGGUAGUUACUCAGAAAACGUCCCCACUUCACACAGUAAGUUGAAAUAGGUGAG